CCGCACACUUACACUACCCAGCAAUUUGAGUUGACGAGCUUCGCAAUUUUAGGGUUUUAUUUGGUCCGCUCUGCUCUCUAACGUGUAGGGCAGGAGGUUUCACACUCCUAUUGUUAACAAAUAUUAGCUUCCGAGCUGUGAUUUUGCACAGUAAAAUUAAAGAAAAAUGAGCACCACAGUACAGAGAACCCCCAAAUCUGGAAGGCAAUCGCUGUUUUUCCAUGAUUUGGCCACACCGGUUUCUGCUCGUAGAGGAGGAAGUGGAAAAUUCACAACUCCAGGUCAAGCUGCGGCUGUUUCAGCUCUAUGGCGUGAGAAUUUUGCCAAUUCCGAUCUUCCACCUCCGCCAGUGUUCACCCUCGAAGACCGCUCUGACUUCUCGCCGGAAUCUGGAAUUCUGGACUACCCGGUAUCACCAGAAGUCAAGUCGGACCCCAGAACGCCGGUGCAGAGCUCGGGCAGGGACUUUUUGACUCCGAAAAGCAAGUCUGAGGCAAGCACUUCGUAUGCUGUAAUGGGUUGGCAGCAGCAGAAUCAACAGGGGACUGUGCCUAGUUUGAGUUGGUGGUCACCAUCCAAGAGUGGUGGUCGUGGUGAGCAAGACGAUAAGGGGAAGGGUUCACCUGUCGAGGGAGUGGUUCAGCCUGGCGCUUUGAUCACACUUCCGCCCCCGAGGGAGGUUGCAAGGCCAGAGAUGCAGAGGAAUUCAUUGCCUGUUGGAAACCUUGAUGAAGAAGAAUGGGUUACUGUUUAUGGAUUUUCCCCAGGGGACACCAAUUUAGUUUUGCGGGAGUUUGAAAAAUGCGGUGUGAUUUUGAAACAUGUUCCAGGCCCAAGAGAUGCUAAUUGGAUGCACAUUCUGUAUCAGAGUCGAUCUGAUGCGCAGAAAGCUCUCAGCAGGAAUGGGAUGCAAAUAAAUGGAGUACUCAUCGUUGGAGUGAAGCCAGUGGAUCCAGUACAACGCCCGGCUCUGAACGAAAGGCUUAAUAAUAAAGGAUUCAUGACUUUACCUCUUUCACCACCCAAUAAAAGCAUAGAGCCCCACCCUUUGAGGGCCUCUCCUCACCCUUACUAUCUUCAAAAUGGUAGCAGCGGUGCUCGGCAUUCAGCUGGGACCAUUGCCACCCCUGCAAAGUCUAUGGUGUCCAAAAUCAUGGAUCUAAUGUUUGGCAUUUAGUUGAGCUUCCAAGUUCACAUUUUUUCUUCUGUAAUGUUCUCUUGAUCUUCUGUGGUGUGCUCUCUUUCAAGGAUGGCAAAUGUAUUAACUGCCCCUUCCGGCAAAAGACGUGAAAUUCAAAUACAACUGAGGGUCUCGGUAAAUCUUCCUUCUUUUCGAUAAUUUUUUUCCCCAUAAAUUGUGUCCAGUAGCUUGGACUGGUUGAUCAGAUACUUAAAAGUACUUGGUUUGUCAGAUUGAGAGAUGUGGCUUUCUUGUAGUUGUGGCUAUGGAUGUUGUAGUAGAGCAGAGUAUUAUUACUCAUACCAGAUUUGAAGAUGAUAAUUUUUCUUUUUAUGGUGGUUUGGAGGAGUAUAGAACAACUUCAAUUUUGUGCUCACUGUAUUGUUUAUAAUAGUUCAAUAUUAUCCUAUGUCUUGUGGA
Cornus florida is the source of this 1600-nucleotide messenger RNA. Its product is annotated as nuclear pore complex protein NUP35. The transcript has 4 exons. The record is from RefSeq and is a predicted model, not a curated record. Bases 167 to 1177 code for a protein of 336 amino acids. Gene Ontology annotation, biological process: nuclear pore organization; regulation of DNA-templated transcription; NLS-bearing protein import into nucleus. Gene Ontology annotation, molecular function: single-stranded DNA binding; structural constituent of nuclear pore; phospholipid binding. Gene Ontology annotation, cellular component: nuclear pore nuclear basket; nuclear pore central transport channel; nuclear membrane. NCBI's taxonomy places the organism in Eukaryota, Viridiplantae, Streptophyta, Magnoliopsida, Cornales, Cornaceae.